Messenger RNA from Rhodofomes roseus, 1107 nucleotides. RefSeq lists its product as uncharacterized. Lineage: Eukaryota; Fungi; Basidiomycota; Agaricomycetes; Polyporales; Fomitopsidaceae. The coding region runs from base 129 to 902 and encodes 257 amino acids. The transcript is spliced from 4 exons. The record is from RefSeq and is a predicted model, not a curated record.
GAGCGGAAAGGUCAUGAAGCACGUCCUGCGGAAGUGGGCGAAGGACUUGGCGAAGAAGGACGUUGGUCGCGCCGGCGCGCCAACGGCAGCAACCUAUACUUCAUGACGCGUAGCGAUGCUGGCGGUCAAUGCAAGGACAUUGCGAACUCGCUCGUAACUGUCAAGACCGAGCCAAAGGAGCUGAUAUUGUGUAUAAAUUGGCAUCGUGUAACAACAUGUGCGGCGUCUGUCACGGUAGGGAAAUUGCGGGGGUUGCUCAAUGGACCGUAGUUCCUCUUACUUUCGUCCGAACUUUGGACCAGGCCUCACCCUGUAUCCGGCCCUCCCAGUCUGAUUUCCCAGCUACUUUUGUCCGCCGAUCCUCAAUACUUCGGCUUUUAGUCUUUCGCACCCCAUGGCACUUAGCCGCGUACAAUAGUCAUUGUGGUCGACAGUCCGAUACUGGGUUCCACCCGCUUCGUUCGGAUAGGAUGUGGCAUAGGCCAGUCCACGGUGCUGCCCAGUGUCACCCGGAUGGUCUCAAUCCCCUUUGGCCAGCGCAACUGGUCGGCUUUUGUCUGGAUAGUAUCAGGCCUGAGGCUCCCGAGGAUCCGCAGUUAAGUAUGACUAUCAGCAGUGUCGACCUACCGACGCCAGGCACACAGGUUCAUUUGUCGCAACCGAUGCCUCUGCAGAUCGUGCUAAUUGAACGUUUUCUUCCUUCGCUGCUCCACCAGUGGAGUGCAUGUAUUUCCCCGUCCUACACCUCGGUAGGUUGGACUAUCAUAAUCACCUUCUACUCGCCUCCGCAAUACCCUCUCCCGCGCUGUGGUGCCCUGCUGACGUUGUGCCGUCCGCCCGCUGGUUUGCGCUUACGCGCCACGCACCCUGUAUCAUGCGGGCUUGGUAAACGGGGGUGCUGAUUGCGCAGCCCGUGUUGACAUCGAUUGGCAGCGCUGGCCUCGAAAGCUGUGGCAGACGGCUGUAUAUGGCGAUCCUGCCCACCAGACGCCAUCCGUCACUUAUCCGUCACGGUGCACGGGACCGCGUCGUCACGCCUACACCGUGCGAAAGUAAGCCUAUAGUGGAGCGUUACGACGCGUCGUCUGCUUCGCAGUUCUACGUGAC